Molecule: messenger RNA, 1014 nt
Organism: Solanum verrucosum
Lineage: Eukaryota; Viridiplantae; Streptophyta; Magnoliopsida; Solanales; Solanaceae
Product: cytosolic sulfotransferase 12-like
Exons: 1
Coding region: 1-1014 (337 amino acids)
Biological process (GO): sulfation
Cellular component (GO): cytoplasm
Molecular function (GO): sulfotransferase activity
Source: RefSeq, a predicted model, not a curated record
AUGUCAAUAUCUCAAACUAUUUCACCACAAAUUCCUCCCAAGUUUUUACUUGAGGAUGGACUUAGUGAUGAGUGUAAGACAUUGCUCUCAACUCUACGUAAACAAAGAUCAUGGCUUGCAUCACAUGAUUUCUACAAUUACCAAGGUUUUUGGCUAGAUCCAAGACUACUAGGAGGUGUGCUUGCAUGUCAACAACAAUUUCAUGCUCAACAGAGUGAUAUCAUCCUCGUAACAACUCCUAAAUCAGGAACGACUUGGGUAAAAUCACUUUUAUUUUUUCUAAUGAAUCGAAAGAAAUAUCCUAUUUUUGAACAAGAUCACCCUUUACUUGUUAAGAACCCUCAUGAUCUUGUUCCAUUCUUGGAACUCAAACUCUAUGUUGAUGGUCAACUCCCUAAUUUUUCAUCUUUUACUUCACCUAGACUCUUGGCAACUCAUUUGUCCUUUGGUUCAUUGCCAAAAUCUAUCCAUGAAUCAAGAACCAAACUUGUUUACUUAUGUAGGAAUCCUAGGGACACUUUUAUUUCUAUGUGGCAUUUUACAAACAAUUUAAAACUUGAUCACACUAACAUCAAGUCCAUUGAAGAAUGUUUUGAUCUUUUUUGCAAGGGGGUGAGCCCUUAUGGUCCGUUUUGGAAUCACGUGUUGGACUAUUGGAAAGAAAGCAUAGAAAAGCCUAACAAAGUACUUUUCUUGAUGUAUGAAGAAAUUAAAGCGCAACCCAAACUUCAACUUAAACGCUUGGCUGAAUUUUUGGAAUGUCAAUUUUUCUUGGAGGAAGAAAAAUGUGGAGUAGUUGAUGAAAUAUUAAGAAUGUGUAGCUUUGAUAAUUUAAGUAAUUUGGAGGUGAAUAGAAAUGGAAAAUUGUCGUCUGGAGAGGAAAAUAAAGUCUUUUUUCGUAGAGGGGAAGUUGGAGAUUGGAAAAAUUACUUCACUAAAGAGAUGAGUGAGAAACUCGAUCAUAUUAUUAAACAGAAGUUUCAAGGAUCUGGAUUAAGUUUUUUGUACCUUUGA